Messenger RNA from Labrus mixtus (cuckoo wrasse), 4030 nucleotides. Its product is annotated as segment polarity protein dishevelled homolog DVL-3. Lineage: Eukaryota; Metazoa; Chordata; Actinopteri; Labriformes; Labridae. Bases 91 to 2052 code for a protein of 653 amino acids. Gene Ontology annotation, molecular function: frizzled binding. Gene Ontology annotation, cellular component: cytosol. Gene Ontology annotation, biological process: canonical Wnt signaling pathway; intracellular signal transduction. The transcript is spliced from 15 exons. The record is from RefSeq and is a predicted model, not a curated record.
CCCCCCCCCGCUCCCCUCCCCCCUCAGCAUCCCCGCCUGUCUCCGUCUCCAGGCCGGUGCGGUGCUCCGGGCCGUGCCGGGCCGUGCUCCAUGGGGGAGAGCAUGGCGGAGGAGACCCGGGUCGUCUACCACCUGGAGGACCAGGAGACCCCGUAUCUGAUCCGAAUCAACGUGCCCGCGCAGCGCGUCACCCUGGCGGACUUCAAACAGGUCGUGAACAAGCCGAACGUCAAAUUCUUCUUCAAGAGCGUGGACGACGACUUCGGGGUGGUCAAAGAGGAGAUCAGUGAUGAUGACGCCAGGCUGCCGUUUGUAAAUGGACGAGUCGUCUGCUGGCUCGUGUCUUCAGACUCCUGUCAGCCUGAUUUCAGGGGCUCAGAUCUUCAGUCUCUAGCUACGCCCACCAGUGUGGCCCCGCCCCCUGUAGAGAGGACAGGUGGGAUUGGAGACUCCAGACCUCCGUCCUUCCAUGCUGCAGUUGUGGGCGGUCAAGACGACCUGCAGGACACACACAGAAAGGAGGGAGAGAGUGACCCAGGUGGGCAUCUGAAUGGACACGCCCAAAAACCAGCUGACAAGAAUGCGGUGGAACCAGUAGGCGGAGGCGACAGCUCGUCAACGCAGCAGAGCAGCCAAUUAGAGACGACCAGUUUCUGCUCCUCUGAGGAAGACUCAGGAGGAAGGUUCAGCCAAUCAACAGGCCAGAGCAGUUCCUCCCCACGACUCAUCAGGCGACAACGCCGCCGCCAUCGAAAAGCCAAAACACAGCGGAUGGAGAGGUCGGUGUCUUUCAGCAGUGUCACUGACUCCACCAUGUCGCUGAACGUCAUCUCUGUCUCUCUGAACAUGGAGAGGUAUAACUUCCUGGGGAUCAGUAUUGUAGGUCAGAGUAAUGACAGAGGAGAUGGAGGGAUUUAUAUCGGCUCCAUCAUGAAGGGUGGAGCGGUCGCGGCAGAUGGACGCAUCGAACCUGGCGACAUGUUACUACAGGUAAACGAUAUAAACUUUGAGAACAUGAGUAAUGACGACGCUGUGAGAGUGCUGAGAGAGAUCGUUCAUAAACCAGGCUCAGUGACGUUGACAGUUGCUAAGUGUUGGGAUCCAAGCCCUCGAGGUUGUUUCACGUUGCCAAGGAGUGAGCCUGUCCGUCCCAUCGACCCCGCUGCCUGGGUGUCACACACAGCCGCCAUGACAGGGAGGCUCCUCCCACACUACGGUGUACAGGAAGAAAACCCCCUGACCAUCCACAGCGACAUGACUGAUGUGGUGAGGGCGAUGGCCAACCGGGAGUCCGGCCUGGAGGUUCGAGACCGGAUGUGGCUUAAGAUCACCAUCCCCAAUGCCUUCAUCGGUUCGGACGUGGUUGACUGGCUACACAGGAAUGUUGAAGGUUUCACAGAUCGACGAGAAGCUCGAAAGUACGCAGGGAACUUGCUGAAGGCGGGCUACAUCCGCCACACGGUCAACAAGGUGACCUUCUCUGAGCAGUGCUACUAUGUUUUCACAGACCUGUGUGCAGGUCUGGGAGUUCUGUCUCUGUUGGAUGACGAUGGCGGAGGAGGAGGGGGUUCAGACUGCAACCCGCUGGCCCCGCCUCCAGGCCCCCAGCAGCCUCCAGCCUUCCCCUACCAAUACCCUGUCCCUCACCCCUACAGCUCACAUCCCCCCCUCACCCAGCUGACCACCUGGGGGGGAGGAGGAGGAGGAGGAGGAGGAGAGGGGAGUCAGCACAGUGAAGGAGAGCGAGGUGCUGAUGGAAGCAGUGGGUCGGACUGUAGUGACGGUCAGAAGGACCGAGGACUAGGCAGCCAAUCAGAGCCUACCACACAGGAAGCAGGUGCUCCGUCUGACAAACAGCUGACUGAAUUGCUGUCUAGCAACAACAGCAACCUGAAACCUCCCAGCUCCUUCUCUGGUCACCAUGGUAACAAGGACUCUGAAGACCUGGCUCCGUUGCAAGGUCGAGGUCGCCAUCGUGACCUCGCCGCCGCCCGCCAGUCCUUCUGCCUGGCCAUGGGAAACCCCAGUGAUUUCUUUGUGGAUGUCAUGUGAUCAAUUUGAUGAUGUCACAUCCUGUCAGGUGACCUGUCCCGAUUUCUAAAAAAAGAAGUUUGGAGUGACGACAGAAACAUUUGUUUGAUGUUUGAACUCUUUCAGGUUCGUUUCAGUCUGUGAGCGUUCACCGUCAUCCUGAGCAUGGACAAUAAAGUUUAACCAAAACCACACGUCCAGUUUUGAACUUUGAACGUAUGAAAGCAGAUACAGGACCCUGGAACAUGUGACUCUGUGGCGUCCUCUGAAUCCUCCAGGAUGACAUGCAGAGACUCAAGACACUCGGACCUGUCACAGGUUUAUAUCAGCGACAUGUAGCAGCAAAGACACGACAGGUUGACAGUGCAGGGGAUACCUGAGGCCAGAUCAUUAUCUGUAUAUAAAGAUAGACGACGGGGCACCGCCUCCUCUCAUUUUAGAAAAAAGACGCUGAAAUAUCUCAAACACACCUUUACCUACCAACAGAUUUAAAACAUGGAAAUGUAAAAAUCAAACCAUAUCAAAACCUGUUUGAUACCACGUCAACAGAAAUAGAAAUCCAAGGCAACAAUGAUUGAGUAUUUUUUUGUUACCGAAAAUUGCAGAAAAUCUCCACAAAUUGUCUUAAUUGUACAAAAAGGUAAGAAAGUUUUAUAAAAGAGGGCGGGGCUGGAGAGGAGUGAGGCACACCCUCCUCUUGUUAUACAUUAUGUGGGUUAGAGGUGUGUUCAGGUAAAUUCAGGGAUUCAAAGGCUCCUGUGAUACAUUGUUCACUGUUUGAGAGCCGUCUGAAAGCAGCUAAGGCACAACCAAUCAGACAAGUUCAGCCCUGCAAGCCCCGCCCGCAGAGUUUCUGUACUUUAAAAAGUCCUACAUCCAGCCUCUAAUUUGACCUUGUAACUUACUUUGUGGACACACAGAGUAGCUCACAAAGUUUCCUCGAUAAAGGUCUUUGAUAACGUCUCUUUUAAAUUGAUAAAAUCUGUUAUUUCAAAGGAGCAGUAUGUAACUCUGCCCCCUAGUGUUUAAAAUGUGUACUGCAGUCUAAAUUCUAAACAUCAUAGAGAGCUGUCCCCCCCCCCCCCCUCCUCUCUAGAGUCCAUGCUCACACAGGUCACCAUGUGGUGGACUCUGAAGCUUCAGUGUUUAUCCAGCUCUGCAUGGGUCUGUAAACCUUUCUGUGUUCUAACCUCUCUCCAUUUUUCAAAAGCAUCUCCAAUAUUGAUCCUAGUUUGAGCACGUUUCUGCUCGUGGAGCUUAUUAGAAACAUGCAGAGGCUUUUUAGGUCGGGUACAAUCACUUCUAUCUGAACCACUUCUCUUGACCGCUUCCAUCGCUGCAACACCUGUUGACCUGAUAACUGCUCUCAUAUCUGGCAAACAGAGGGUCGUCCAAAACGGCCGUGUGGGGGCGUGUCUUAAAAGCGCCUACCUUCUCUGGUCCAAACAAAUCCAGAGCAUUCAGGAGCAGAAUCUAAAGUUAGAAGGAGGACAUACUGACUGCUGCAUUGUUGUCAGAGAAGCCAGCACUUCAACAUGUUUCCUUAAUGAUCAGAUAGUAAGAUACCUUUAUCAUCUCACUCUCUACACAACUCACUGAUUGGACCUUUAAUGAUUGAUAGUAAUAAAAAGUACAGAAGCUUUAAGAACAUUUUAUUUCAUAAGACAGGUAGAGGAAUCAAUCCUUCACCCUGUGCAGGAGUUUGUCUGCAAAUGUUGGUUAUUAAAACUAUAAAUUAAUCAACAUUGGGACUUCUAUUCUAGUUUCCAUGGUUUCAAACAGGUACGGAUAUCGUUUAGAUAACUCUGGUAUCAUGAAAACAUUAGUCACCUGUGGACUAGUCCAGGUCUCAGGAAGAGGAAGCUUCUUCACCUCAUUGUUUACCUGAUCCCUCUCUUCUUCCCCCUCUCACACCUGUUCUUACCUGAUGAGGAUCACACUGUGCACACCUGACCUCCUCCACCUGAGCACACAUUAAAGAUGAUUUAUACUCAAACAU